AAUGGUGCACGAAGAUUCCCGAAGCGUCAAAACAAGCAACUCUGCCAUUUUGUUCGUGGCUUGAUCCGUGCACGCCGUUUCUGGUUCAGCGCUGAUCAAAUUCGCUCGAAAUAUUUGAUUAUCUCGACCAGAAGCGUUUCAUUUGUUUUGAAUCAACAAUGGCAACCAUGAAGGCAGAGAAUCCGGAAAAGCCUGGCCAAGAGUCGGCACCUAUCCAUCGCAUCCGCAUCACGCUGACCUCUUGCAACGUGCGCUCUUUGGAGAAGGUCUGCAGCGACCUUAUCCUCGGCGCCAAGAAGCAAAAGCUCCGUGUCAAGGGCCCCAUUCGCAUGCCGACCAAGACGCUUAGAAUCACCACUCGCAAAACACCUUGUGGUGAAGGUUCCAAGACCUGGGAUCGCUUCCGUAUGUUGAUCCACAAGCGCGUCAUUGAUCUUCACUCUCCUUCCGAGAUUGUGAAGCAGAUCACCUCAAUUUCCAUUGAACCUGGUGUAGAGGUUGAGGUCACCAUUGCUGAUUCUUAAACUGUUUAUGUUUAAGCAAGUUUUGUUUUUCUACAUGUAUGAUAGAAAAUAAAGAAAAAAAAAACUGAAAA
Messenger RNA from Dalotia coriaria, 595 nucleotides. RefSeq names its product small ribosomal subunit protein uS10-like. The record is from RefSeq and is a predicted model, not a curated record. Gene Ontology annotation, cellular component: cytosolic small ribosomal subunit; ribosome. The coding region runs from base 159 to 524 and encodes 121 amino acids. The transcript is spliced from 2 exons. Gene Ontology annotation, biological process: translation. Gene Ontology annotation, molecular function: structural constituent of ribosome. NCBI's taxonomy places the organism in Eukaryota, Metazoa, Arthropoda, Insecta, Coleoptera, Staphylinidae.